AUCUCCCAAUUGCGGUCUGGCUGCGGUCGACAAUUUAGCUUUCUUCGGAAUACAGAGCUUGUCCUUCAAGAUGGCAGUGGCCACCAGAGUCAGCGCACUGCUCAACGAGCGCUUGGCAGACCUUUCGUCCUUGGCCGACUUGCCGAAAUUCACAGCCGACUUGGAGGACCAGCGGCUCAAGCUGGCCGGAGUGGCAUCACAACUCUCGAAAAGUGGCCCAGUUCGUCUCUCGCAAGUAUGUUCAGACACUCGUUCCGCCCAAGCGCGGUUAGAACAGUUGCGGGGGCGACGAAAGACUCUACUUCGGAAAGUGGAGGCGUUUCCGCGUGGAGAGCACCAUAUGGAGACUCUUAUGGAAGCUCAGACAAAGCUCUCGAGGCUGAAGCUUGCCAAACGAUAUGUUGAUUUGUUGUUGGAUGUCGAUGACUUGAGCUCGGAGGUGGAAUCCAACACAGCAAGAGACAUCAAACGUGCCUUGACUGCGUACGACAAGUUACAAGCGAUCUAUAAAUCAGCGUCUAGGCUGAACUCUAAUCAACCAUUCGAAGGAACUACCGCUGCACGGAGUGAAGACGAUGCUCUACAUCCCGCAUUGGGUUUCACCGUGCAACCGGAGAUGCUGAAGUACCUUAAUACGGUGAUCUUUUCACUGUAUGACCUGUUGAAAGGACAUCUCUCUAAAAAAUUGGAACAUGCACUGGAGGCGCUCGGCUGGCCCAAGGCCGUGUCUGUGGAGAGCCUCAGACGGCAGGCGACUGACCCACACUGGUUAGCCUUCAAGAGCGCUUUUGGCGACAUGCUACUCCUCCAGGCACCGAAAACUAACGGCGAAGCGGACAAGCCUGAUUCACUCCCCGCGAUGGAGGUCCUCCUCCGCUUACCGGUUUUGCAAUACAAGUAUCACUUCACUGGGGAGCGACCUACAAAUCGGUUGGACAAGCCCGAAUGGUCCUUCACGAAAGUCCUCGCAAUGAUUAGAGAUUUCUCCCCGUUUCUAUGCGGUCCCGUGCAAUCCCUUUUGGAGGAAUAUGGCUAUGUUGGCUGGGAUGCGAAGAAUCACUUCGUUGAAGGGCUCUUGGAUGCAGUGAUGUACAAGCUCCGCUUGGACAUCCCAAAGCUAUUGGAAAAUCCGAGGCUAUUCACGCAUGCCAGCAAAGAGACCUAUGCGUUUGACAAGGCGCUGCGCGAAGUGCAUUUGUAUACGAAACCUAGCGGCAAAUGGGACGGGUGUGCCAGUGUGUUCACGGAGAGGCGAGAGUGGUUCGAGCAGUGGUUGAUAAUGGAAAUGGCUGCUGCGAAGGCUACUUUCGAGGAUGCCGUUCAAGCUGACAAGGCAUGGGAAUUCGUUGAGGAUUACUUUGGCGAAGGGGAUGCGAAGCCAACACAAUCGGCUGAACUAUUCAUCAAGAUCUUGGAAGCCAUCACGGAUCGCUACCGCUUGUUACCGGACUACUCCCAUCGCCUUGCCUUCCUGAACGAGCUGCAACUUCCUCUGCUCGAGGAUUACCUGCAGGAGGUACGGGACGGGAUCAAACGUCAUGUCAGCGCGUUUCAUCCUGUGAAUACCGCUGGCGCCUCGCUGCCGAGCAAGAUCAACCGGCUCCAGAUGCUAUGCCGGUACAUUUGCUCUUUGCAGUUCAUCUCAUCGAACCUCCGAGAAUGGGCGAACCUGCCAUUCUUCAUCGAAUUUCGGGAACAAGUCAGAAAACAGAACAAGCUCACUAACGAGGCAGAUGAUGUAUUGGAGAUUGAUCCGUCUCUGAAAGCGACUGCAGCAGAAUUGUUAGGGGACCAGGCAUCACUGUUCGAUGAAGUGGUUGCUGCGUACGAUGCCACCAUCCGCAGGUUGCAGGAUCUGGUGGUGCAGGAUAUCAUGCAGGAGUUUUCGGAAGCAAUGUGGCAAUAUGACAAAAGGCGGAACUGGGUCAUAUCAUCAUCCGAUUCGGAUUCGGAUUCGCCCACGUUCUCAUCCUCACCGCUUCUCGACGAAAUUACACCGGAGUUCUGCACUGCUCUAGAUACCCUCACAAGCUUCUUGCCAGCGAUCCAUUCUCACCUCCCGGUCACCGUCUUCUUAUCACUUCUCCAACGCGACAUUGGGCCGCGCUUGGAUGAGCACUUCUUCACCAAGUUGAUUUUAAGAGGCAGAUUCAAUGCGCAAGGGGCGAAGAAGGUUUCGUAUGAUGUGUCAAAAGGGUUGGCAAAGGGUGUUUUGGGGAGAUGGGUACGGAAGCCAGAUGCGUUAUUGAGGAGAACCACCGAAAGUCUCUCGCUGCUGACGUUGCCACUUCGUACGUCCCGCGCCAGCGGCACGAAAGCGCCUGCUCUCGUCACGAUUGUCGAGCUGCUUCUGGAAAGCAGCAACGGCCAGAGGUCUGACGAUGAAGAUAGCAACAAUGACGCGCAGGACACUGCCUUGCGGGAAGCUUUGGAGAGCGUCGGUGUGUACAGAUUGUCCACGAAGAAGGUUCAACAGGUGGUAGAGAGAAGGGUGGAAGUCGAGAACUUGCUCGAUAGCCUGGCGUGAUAGAACAGUACUACACCGUAUUAGUCCACGAUUUUGGAAUAGAAUACCAUAGCGGUCUACUGUGGUACUGGUAAAACGGCUGCUGAACAGUGCUCAAUCGGAG
Fimicolochytrium jonesii is the source of this 2630-nucleotide messenger RNA. Its product is annotated as TIP-1 family-domain-containing protein. The transcript is spliced from 12 exons. Lineage: Eukaryota; Fungi; Chytridiomycota; Chytridiomycetes; Spizellomycetales; Powellomycetaceae. Gene Ontology annotation, cellular component: Dsl1/NZR complex. Gene Ontology annotation, biological process: retrograde vesicle-mediated transport, Golgi to endoplasmic reticulum; endoplasmic reticulum to Golgi vesicle-mediated transport; regulation of ER to Golgi vesicle-mediated transport. The record is from RefSeq and is a predicted model, not a curated record. The coding region runs from base 71 to 2527 and encodes 818 amino acids.